Messenger RNA from Triticum aestivum (bread wheat), 2831 nucleotides. Its product is annotated as zinc finger BED domain-containing protein RICESLEEPER 2. Gene Ontology annotation, biological process: pyruvate decarboxylation to acetyl-CoA. NCBI's taxonomy places the organism in Eukaryota, Viridiplantae, Streptophyta, Magnoliopsida, Poales, Poaceae. Bases 113 to 2527 code for a protein of 804 amino acids. The transcript is spliced from 14 exons. Gene Ontology annotation, molecular function: DNA binding; dihydrolipoyllysine-residue acetyltransferase activity; protein dimerization activity. Gene Ontology annotation, cellular component: pyruvate dehydrogenase complex. The record is from RefSeq and is a predicted model, not a curated record.
ACGCACAGCGAGGAGAGGAAUGCGCAGCGACAGACGCGGCCUUGGUCGUCUCCAUUUUUUCCGUCCCCUUCCUCUCCCCUAGGGUUUUAGCGGCCGACGACGAGGGUCGAGCAUGGCGCCGUCCGACGGACCCGGCGGCGACCACCGCGCGCGCCCGUCCAUGCGCGACAGGCCCGCCGCGGCGGGCGAGUGCGAGGCCGACGGCGUCGCGGAGGAGGAGGAGGAGGCCGCGGCGAGGCGCGGCUGCUACCCCAACCCCGCUCCCCGCGGCAAGCAGGUCGUGGUGGAGGAGACGAGCGGCAAGGGCGCGCCUGCCGAUGGCGUCCAGGACGUCGUCCAGAGGCUCGGGCUCUGCCGCCACCCCGCUCGCCGACGCCCUCUACAGUUCGGCGAGGGCACCUCCGCAGCCGGCGCCGAGGAGGCCGUGCGGACGUGCUCGCAGAUCGGCCCCGCGGCUUCCUGCGUCCCGGUGGCGAGUGGAGGGCGAGGAGGCGGAGGGGGUCGCGGUGACAGGUGCGUGUACAUCUACGGCUGCACCUCAAGGCCGCAGGCUUCCAAGCUCGCGCCAACAAGCGAUCUCGCGCCCAAGGUAAUUUGUUUGAUUCUGGAAGAAGAAGGUGACAUCGAUAAGUUUAAAGGUUACAAACCAUCGGCUGCAGAUGUAUCAAAGGCUAAGCGGGAACCUCCCAAGCCUAACAAUGAGGUCCAACUGUCAAGUGUAAAAGGCACCGGUCCUGACGGUGGUAUUCUGAAGGCAGACAUUGAAGAUUACUUGGCUUCUGUAGCCAAGGGUGGCAAGGGCGAGUCUUUUGCAGCUUCAGGAUUAGCUUGCACUGAUAUUCCAAAUGCGCAGAUAAGAAAGGUUACUGCAGACCGCCUCUUAGCCUCUAAACAAACCAUCCCACAUUACUACUUGACAGUUGACACACCCGUUGACAAACUUAUCAAGUUGCUAGGGGAACUGAACCUACUGCAGGAAGCAUCUGGUGGAAAGAAGAUAUCUAAAGACCUUGUUAGAAAGGAUGCAGACAAGACAGGACUUGCUACAAUCGGUGAGGAGGUGAAGCAGUUGGCUCAAAGAGCGAGGGAUAACAGCUUAAAACCACAAGACUAUGAGGCAUUUAGUGAUUUUCCAGAUUUUGUCUGUAGUGAUAGGGGAGGCUACCCUGGGUCUAAUAAUGGAAAAUGCAAUUAUAUCUCGAAGAUGAAUUUUUAUCUCAGGGCUGGUUCCAUGAGUGAUGAUGUGAUACUAGUUUCAGAUGGAGAGGAAUCAAGUAAUUAUUCUCUUCGAUUUGAAGAGUUAAAGGGUUUUAAAAAUUCCUCCAACAGCUCAAAGGGCCUAGUGCAGAAGAUAGACAGCGACUAUUAUACUGAGGGAGUUUCUCAGGUGUUUCUACAUCUCUGUGGCACAACCAAUUCUCAUCAGGAAAAUCUGUACACUUCAAAUGUGAAUAUGUUAAUGAAGGUGGCAUGUGAUAAAGUGGGUGUAAAAUCCAAGGAUUUUUACUCAAUUUAUUGUGGAAAAGUGUUGGAUCCCAAGCAACUUCUAUCGUAUUAUCAGAUAAACAAGGAUUCAAAAAUCAUAAUUAAUCCAAGACUCAGAGGUGGCUGUGCUGGGGACAAAACAUGGGAUGACUUUGUCAGAUCUCAGAAACAUUACACGAUGGUGUCAUUGCCACCGAAAGACCUAGUUCUCUUGCGCCAGGACGGCUCGGCCCAGCAAGGUCCAAUUCUGGUGAAGUACUUGGCAGAACCUAUGCAAUUUCGUUCCAGAAAUGUGCUUAUCCAACUGUGCCGCAGGCAUUAUAGUGGUACUUCCUAUGGAGGCAAGAUCACUUCCAAGAAUAUCUUAUUUGACCGUUAUGGGAAUGUCCGUAUUGAUUCUGCCCCUGAAAGGUUUACUCAACAUUCGGCUAAAUUGGACUAUGAAGCAAUUGGUAAAAUAUUGGAUGAUUUGUUCCAAGACAAGGAAUAUCCAAUGCAUUUCUUCCAACUGGUCGACUUCCUAAGAUAUGGUCCUGCUGUGGACUGUCAAAGUGAGGCUGUGAUAGCAUUCGUGACAAAUCAUUCUUCAUUGCUUUCUCAUUACGUGAGGGUGUCAAUCAGUGAAAUUUUGGUUCAGCUGGUUGAACGACUUCACCCAGAUGUGAUGGCUGUCUUAGUAGAUACACUUGCUAAAUUUUCUUGGGUGAAUACUGCAAAGAAUGUUGCAGCAAUGAAUUAUACGUACUUUUACCAUUCUCGGAGCAAUCAAGAUGGGACACUUUGGGUUCCGUAUGUGAACGAUUGGGUCGGUUUGCUGAAGUUCUCAAAUAACUUUUUCAAGCAUCAUAAGUGGACCUCUUUAGAGAAGCUUGAUGCAGCUUUUUCGUUGAUGGAGAGAAGGAACUUUAUACCUCGAUUCCUGUUAACCAUUCUUGUGACUUUGAAAGACUCAGAGAAUCAAUGUCCUGCACUGAUACAGUCUUUUAUCGACCAAGUGGUUGGGAUGCUGGGGAAUAACGUAAUUGACCUCGAGAGGGGUUGACCUGCGGGUGGCUGGGAACCUGACUUCUGUUACUUUGUAAGCCUGGUUGUGUUCUAACAUGGCCAUCUAACAUGAAGUGAAGAUGGCAUGAAGUGCUGUUGCCAUGUAAUUGAUAUAUUAGGUGUUGGCUAUUGAGAAGUGUUGUUACCUUGUAAGCCUGCUGUUGUGAAGUGCUAUGAACAGUCUAACAUGAAGUGAAGAUGUAGGAAUACUUUGUAUUGGUCUUCUUGUGGCCAAAGAGUUAUUACUAGCGCCGACUGAGUGACAGUUUUGUCAGAUUGAUUGUAACUGUGGUUUUUGUUUC